This is a messenger RNA of Aureobasidium uvarum, 1200 nucleotides long. The record is from the annotation of a GenBank genome assembly. NCBI's taxonomy places the organism in Eukaryota, Fungi, Ascomycota, Dothideomycetes, Dothideales, Saccotheciaceae.
AUGGCAACGACAGCGACGACGACACUGAGAAGACUUGCUAGGCCUUCGGUGCUCUCACAUUGGUGCAGACCGACAUGCUCAGCACAGUGGUCGCGAACUCUGAUCACGUCCAGACCAGGCGCGAAACACCCAGACUUUGCCUUUGCAUUUGAUAUUGAUGGCGUACUCCUCCGUUCGUCCGACCCUCUACCUCGAGCCCACAAAGCGCUAUCGCUGCUACAAAGCGAGCGCAUCCCCUUCAUACUCCUCACCAAUGGCGGCGGCAAGCAUGAGUCGGAAAGAGUCGACGAGCUCAGCCAGAAGCUGGACAUCGAAUUAGACACUUCGAUGUUUGUGCAAAGCCACACNCCCCUUGCCGACAUGAAGGAGCUGCACGACAAGACGGUGCUCGUAGUAGGAGGCGACCACGACAAAUGCCAGCUCGUUGCCCAAAAAUACGGCUUCAAGGCCGUCGUCACUCCUGGCGACAUCGUCACCGCAUACCCCGAUAUCUGGCCCUUCACCAAGAUCUUCGCCGAGUACUACCAAAAGUUCGCCAAACCUCUACCCGCUCCCAUCGAUGCUGAGAACCCGGACAAGUCUCUGAAGAUCGACGCAGUCUUUGUAUACAACGACCCUCGCGAUUGGGGUUUGGAUACCACCAUCAUAACAGAUCUGUUACUGUCAAGAGAGGGAAUCAUGGGCACACUAUCGAGCAAGAACGGAGACAAGACACUUCCGAACAACGGUUACCAACAAGACAACCAGCCCAAGCUCUACUUCUCCAACCCGGACUUGUGGUGGGCAGCCAAGUAUCACCUUCCGCGACUAGGUCAGGGUGGUUUCAGAGAGGGUCUCGAGGGCGUUUGGGCAGCCAUCACCGGAGGCCAGAACGCUGGUGUACAACUGCAAAAGAAGGUCAUUGGCAAGCCUUACCACGAGACGUACGAAUUUGCCGAGAAGAGAUUGAGAGCACACAGAAACGACUUGUACACUGGCGAGUCAAUAGAGCCUUUGCGCAAGGUCUACAUGGUUGGUGACAACCCAGAGUCAGAUAUCGCAGGCGGAAACUCGUACAAGAGUGCUUUCGGCAGCAAGUGGUCAUCCAUACUUCUCCGUACAGGCGUGUAUGCUGGAGGCGAACCCGCUCACAAGCCCACAGUCAUCGUCGACGAUGUAUACGAUGCCGUGCAGUGGGCCAUCGACGACGCUAAGAACUAA